AUGGCAAUCAUCGCAGUAGCAGGCGGCACAGGUGGCGUGGGCCGAACGAUUGUCGAGGCUCUUAUUGCCCGAAAGAACCAGGAAGUCGUUAUUCUCUCACGCAGGAAUCAUGAGUCCCGGAACCGACUACGUUUCCUGCGGAUUGACUACGAAGAUAUAAAUUCCAUGGCCAAAAUCCUCGAAGAAGCGAAUAUCCACACAGUUAUAUGUGCGUUUGGCAUGUCAUCCGAGACGACUAGUGCUUCGCAACUGCAACUCAUUCAGGCGGCAGAAAAAUCGGCAGCUACCCGUCGGUUCGUCGUCAGCGGGUUUGACUUAGCAUACACGGAAGAACAUGUUCCAUUGAUCGCCCCAGCCAAAUGGGCUCUCGAUGCUGACCGAGCAGUCGAGCGGACAACCCUGGAGCACACCCGGGUCGUCAACGGUCUUUUCCUAGAUUACUAUGGUAUCCCUUACUGGAAAAGCUAUCUGCACCCAUGGGUUAAUGCGGUGAAUGUGAAGGAUAAAUGGGCAGCCAUCCCAGGGGACGGAUCUGCAAAAGUAAGCUUCAUCACUACACAAGACAUGGCUCGAUUUGUAGCUAGACUCAUGGACCUGGACUCGUGGUCUCCCGUCAGCUGUAUUAUCGGGAAUACAGCGACAUUCGAGGAUAUCCUUAAUCUUGCAGAGCAAGCACGCGGCGAACACUUCUCAGUGGCGUACGAUAGCAUCGAGGAUCUACGAAAUGGGAAGAUCUCAUUUCCAGAGUUUCAAGAGACCGGGCUGGAGGGCACUGGGAUGUCUACGCAAUCGAUUCUCGCUCGAUUUCACUACAUCUCUGGCACAGGAGGGUAUCUUGUGAAGACGGACGAUCCACUAGAUGCGAAAUUCUCAGAUAUCAAGAUCACCACGCCGUCCGAGUUGAUUGAGUCUUCUUGGAACCCCAGUUACCGUUUGAAGUAG
Penicillium lagena is the source of this 942-nucleotide messenger RNA. RefSeq lists its product as uncharacterized. The coding region runs from base 1 to 942 and encodes 313 amino acids. The record is from RefSeq and is a predicted model, not a curated record. The transcript is spliced from 3 exons. Lineage: Eukaryota; Fungi; Ascomycota; Eurotiomycetes; Eurotiales; Aspergillaceae.